Molecule: messenger RNA, 1518 nt
Organism: Schistocerca piceifrons (Central American locust)
Lineage: Eukaryota; Metazoa; Arthropoda; Insecta; Orthoptera; Acrididae
Product: UDP-glucosyltransferase 2-like
Exons: 6
Coding region: 1-1518 (505 amino acids)
Molecular function (GO): UDP-glycosyltransferase activity
Source: RefSeq, a predicted model, not a curated record
AUGGCUGACAUGACACCGCUGGACGUACUGCGUAGCUUACUGGCGAUUCCAUCGCCGGUCAAGUCUCAAUUGAGAGAGCCAGCAGUACAGGAUUUCAUCAGGAGAAACCACACCUUUGACUUAAUGAUCUUCGAGCGUCUGCCUUACCAAGGUUACUAUGGACUGCACCACAAGAUUGGUUCGCCACCGCUCAUCGGCUUCGUGACGUUGUCUGCAUACUCGCCUGUGUAUUACGCCUUGGGGAACCCCAUGAAUCCAGCCUACAUCCCUGAAAUCUGGGAGGGCUUCUCUGAUCACAUGAACUUUUGGCAGCGCCUGUACAACACGUACCUUACACUACGUUUCCACUAUAUGUGGUUCUACAAAAUACUUCCGAAGCAGGAGAUGAUUAUGAGAGAACAUUUCGGAGCGGAACCACCUUCUGUUCACGAAACCGAACGCAACUACAGCCUACUCAUAGUCAACAACCACUUUACCACGGAAUAUCCGCGGCCUCAUCUACCGAGCGUCAUAGAAGUCACUGGACUCCACGUAUCGACGAAGGUCGAACGAUUACCAGAGAACCUACAGAAAUUCCUAGACGGAGCCAAACACGGCGUCAUCUACGUCAGUCUCGGAUCAAACGUCCGGAGCAACGCACUGCCCCAAGAGAAGUUCCAGGCUUUUCUGGAGGCGUUCAGACAGCUGCCGCAACGCGUCCUCUGGAAGUGGGAGAACGACACACUGCCUUCACAGCCGGAGAACGUGAUGGUCAGCAAAUGGAUGCCGCAACAAUCCGUGCUGGCUCAUCCAAAGGUCCGCCUCUUCAUAAUGCAAGGAGGUCUCCAGAGCAUGAACGAGGCGACGUACCACGCAGUUCCUCUUGUGGUCAUACCUUUCUUCGCCGACCAGCCGCACAACGCUGCCAAGAUUUCGCAGGCGGAAAUUGGCGUCAGGCUGGACUACCAUGACGUCACUAAGGACAACCUGCUGGCCGCUGUGCGGACCGUUCUGGAUGAACCAAAAUACGCAGAAAACAUGAAGAGACUUUCUGCCGUAUACCGCGAGCACAAGGCGGACUCGCUGGAGCGGGCCGUGUGGUGGAUCGAGUACGUGAUCCGCCACAGGGGGGCCCCACACCUGCGCAGCGCAGCCCUCGACCUGCACUGGUGGCAGCUGCUGCUGCUCGACGUGGUCGCUUUCGUUCUGGUGGUCGUCGCCCUCACACUCUGCCUCGUCUACUUCGUCACGCGAUACGCAGAAAACAUGAAGAGACUUUCUGCCGUAUACCGCGAGCACAAGGCGGACUCGCUGGAGCGGGCCGUGUGGUGGAUCGAGUACGUGAUCCGCCACAGGGGGGCCCCACACCUGCGCAGCGCAGCCCUCGACCUGCACUGGUGGCAGCUGCUGCUGCUCGACGUGGUCGCUUUCGUUCUGGUGGUCGUCGCCCUCACACUCUGCCUCGUCUACUUCGUCACGCGGCGGGUAGUUUCCUUCUUCACAGGCAGCAAACAGAAACAGAAGCAGAAAAAACAGUGA